ACGUGCGCGUGCACAGCUUCAGUCAGUCACAAAAGCAGCAGCCCUCCUGUGAGGAGGACGCACAACUUCUGCUCUCAUCAACAAACCACCACAACAGCAGCAACGAGACUAAAGAGCAGAGAGAGAGAAACCCGGAGCUGCUCAGUUUGGAAGAGAAGAAAAGUUCACUGAUGAAGUUUCUUUAAAUUAAGGAUUUUUCUUUGGGAACUUUUUGGCACAAAGUGGUUUGGAUUGUGGGAAGAUGACGGUAACUUUCUCUUUCAGUAAAUUAAUCUCAAUGAAGAGUUUGUAACCCAGAGACCCAGAGGAGGAGCUCAGUGAACCGUGAACCCUCAGCAGCUCUGCCGGGAUGGUGCGCCUGCUGAGCUGCCUGCUGCUCGGAUAUCUGACCUGGAAUCUGCGGAUCUCGGACGCGCAGGGGGAGUACUGCCACGGCUGGUUGGACUCUAGUGGGAAUUAUCACGACGGCUUCCAGUGUCCGGAGGACUUUGACACGAUGGACGCCACCGUGUGCUGCGGCUCCUGCGCGCUGCGCUACUGCUGCGCCGCCGCGGACGCGCGACUGGACCAGGGAGGCUGCACCAACGACCGGGAGGUGGACAACACCGAGUAUGCAGCGCAGCCCAUCUACGUGCCCUUCUUAAUGGUGGGAAGCAUCUUUGUCGCCUUCGUCGUGGUCGGCUCUCUGGUGGCCGUCUACUGCUGCACCUGCCUGCGGCCCAAGCAGCCGACCCAGCAGCCCAUUCGCUUCUCCCUGCGUAGCUGCCAGGGCGAAACCAUCCCCAUGAUCCUCACCUCCGCUCCCCCGAGCCUCCGCGCCCCGUCGCGACAGUCCAGCACGGCCACCACCAGCUCCAGCUCGGCCGGAGGCGGCAGCUCCAUGCGGAGGUUUUCUCUCGGAGGUCAGGGGCAGCAGCAGCACGGCUGCCUGGUGUCUGCCACCGUCUCCUCCUCGGCCUCCACCCCCACCCAGACCCCUCAGACUCUGUCUCCGCUUCCACCUCCCCCUUACACAUCCCCACCAGCACCCAUGUCAGGAGGCAUGCAGCACCAGCUGCCCCCCACCCACACCCACACCCAGCUACAGCUCCACCAGCCCUCUCAGAGCUUCCUCCUGCCUCAGCAGUACUUCUUCCCCCUGCAGCCCGACGCCUUCUCGGCGGCCAAGGGCUUCGCCGACUUCGGGCAGAGCUGACAGGGCUCCCAGCGGGGGGGAAACGGAGGGAUUACAAGAUCUCUAGAUGGUUGGAUGUGAGCAGGCGAGGACAAACGCACUGCAACAUAGCUGGUGGUGUUUGGGUGGAAGGCCUGGACCGGCUGAAUGGACACAGAGAGAGCGACAGGAGGACGAGGGAUAAAGUACCACAAAGCUGCGUGGCCUGAGGCGUUUCCCUCUUCUGCAUCACGGCACACAUCGGAGUGCAACAGUGACGAAUCUUGUGCACUUUUAUCUCAUAUUGUAAACAGACCUCACCGGCCUUACAUUUUAUUUUUAUACAGGCUUAUUUUUCAAGGUGACAGCUCAAAAUAAGGACUAAAAUCUUGCCAAUGUAUCACACACCUUCCUUAAAAAACUGAAAUACUGCACAGGCAGACGGCACCAACACUGUCCCUCUGAGCAUUGUUACAUUAUUAGAAAUAGAUGUUGGAAACCAGGGAAAUAUCGUGUUUUUUUGACAAUCGCAAGGACCUUUGAAAGAGUGGAGGACCUGAUACACAAAGGACAUUUUAUUUUGGAGGAAAUGUGGACUUUUAUAAGAUGUUGUACAGGCAUUAUACCCAGAGCAGGGCUGUCAUAUUGAUUCCCUAAUUUACAACAAAUAAAAUCUCUCAGUACUUCCUGUGCACUGAUGAUAAAUGUGAC
Molecule: messenger RNA, 1864 nt
Organism: Sebastes umbrosus (honeycomb rockfish)
Lineage: Eukaryota; Metazoa; Chordata; Actinopteri; Perciformes; Sebastidae
Gene: shisa3
Product: shisa family member 3
Exons: 2
Coding region: 350-1195 (281 amino acids)
Source: RefSeq, a predicted model, not a curated record